Messenger RNA from Cuculus canorus (common cuckoo), 7277 nucleotides. RefSeq names its product zinc finger CCHC-type containing 24 (gene ZCCHC24). The transcript has 4 exons. Bases 125 to 844 code for a protein of 239 amino acids. Lineage: Eukaryota; Metazoa; Chordata; Aves; Cuculiformes; Cuculidae. Gene Ontology annotation, molecular function: nucleic acid binding; zinc ion binding. The record is from RefSeq and is a predicted model, not a curated record.
AGCGGUCGGGGCGGGCGCGGCGAUGCGCGCGGGGCGCGGGGCGCUGGGCGGGCGGCGGCGGCCGUAGGGGCAGCGGGACGGGACGGGGGAGCGGCGGGGGCGGCCGGCGGAGCCCCGCGGAAAGAUGAGCUUGUUGUCAGCCAUCGACACCAGCGCCGCGAACGUGUACCAGCCCGCCCAGCUCCUCAACUGGGUCUAUCUCUCGCUGCAAGACACGCACCAGCCCAGCGCCUUCGACGCCUUCCGACCCGAGCCCUCCCCGUCCCAGCACCCCGAGCUCGGCUACACCAAGAGCACCCCGGAGCUGGGCUCCUCGCUCAGCUCCAGCUAUCUCAACAGCUUCUUCCAGCUCCAGCGCAGCGAGGCUCUGAGCAGCAGUCUGUACAAGAGCGCAUCACCUUAUGGCUCUCUUAAUAACAUUGUGGAUGGGUUAAGCUCCCUCACCGAGCACUUCUCUGACCUAUCCCUUUCAUCAGAAGCCAGAAAACCCAGCAAGAGGCCACCUCCUAACUACCUGUGCCACCUCUGCUUUAACAAGGGACACUACAUCAAAGACUGCCCACAGGCUCGUCCAAAAGGAGAAGGUCUGACUCCAUACCAAGGCAAGAAACGCUGCUUUGGUGAAUAUAAGUGCCCCAAAUGCAAGAGAAAAUGGAUGAGUGGAAACUCCUGGGCUAACAUGGGACAAGAAUGUAUCAAGUGCCACAUUAAUGUUUAUCCUCACAAACAGAGACCCCUGGAAAAGCCGGAUGGCCUGGAUGUUUCAGAUCAGAGCAAAGAACAUCCCCAGCAUCUGUGUGAGAAGUGCAAAGUUUUGGGCUACUACUGCCGCCGUGUGCAAUAAACCUUCAGAGUGGCCUCUUCCCAUCCCCAUCAUCCUUAAAGAUCCUCUGGCAGCGUGUGAUCAACAGCAACACAUCAAGAUAAAUGCUAAAAUAAUUGCCAAUAUUGCCUAUCUAAUAAUAUGCCUUACCAUUAAUAGAAUGUAACAUUUCUCCUGUGCAUGCGCACACAUGCACCAGGUAUUUACAGGACUGUGAUUUGUAUACAUACAUAUAUAUGUAAUUUUUAUAUAUAUAUGUACACACAUAUAUAAAGCGUUACCGACAGUGUUCACGACAGAACUGUGGUUGCAGGUUCUGCUGAUUGUUUACACAGACCCUAUAUCAUGGCCAGGUGAAAUGAAGUACUAUUCAAUAGGCAAAGGUAUAAUAUUCACAAGGAAUGUUACAUGUACAGCUUUUGCAGAGGUUAAAUAACUGUGGGGCCACUAAUUGCAAACACUCACCCACAACAUGAGCAUUAUUCCUAUUAUAUGACAAGACAAAGGAAGAUGAAACAAGCCACUGCAUAAAAGAAGGAAAAUUGUUUUCCCAGUUUUAGAAAGUCUGAGAUUUUUGUGUCGCUGCUUUCUUGGACUUUUUCUCUUUGUUACCAUUGCUUGGGCAGGGCUUCAGCAAUAUCAUUUUUGCAGGAUGUGGCAAAAAAAAAAGUGAAUAAUUGUUUGAGGGUGUGGGUUUGGGUGGAAAGGGAGUGCCAUAAUGGGACCCAGAGCAUCAGGAAGGAUUCCAAGAGGACUUUGGAGGAGACAAAAUUGGCUUGCUUGUGUGACUAACAGAUCCUUCUCUUGUCAUAUAAUCAAUGGUCCCUGUAUGUGUAUGGGCUAUUUGUUAGGCCACAUGCACAUUAAAUUUACUGUGAAUAAGGGGAAAUAAUAAUAAUUAAAACUGUCCCCAAAACUCUUAGUUGAAAGAUUAGCCAAACUUACUAUUUAUGAGAGAUUUAAAGCCACUUUCUGGAAGUAUUUUUAUGUCCUGUUUUCUACUGUACAAAUUUGUUCUAAUAUAAAACUCAUUAGCCAUAGGGUUGUUUUCAGGAAUGGAGAACACUAUGUAACCUUCCCGCUUUAUGUCUUCUUGAAACACCUACAUAUUUGAGGAGACAUGUAGGAUUUCUAUUUCGUUGCCCCAUUUCAGGUAGAACUUUGUGCAGGGGCAUCCUGCUGCAAAGCAGUAUCUCAUCAGGGAUUGGGAAAUACCAUGAACUGAAAGUACCUCAAGACAGUAUCCUGUUUGUAUGUCUACAUCAGAGUACGUUGGCAAAAGGACACAACAAGCAAUUUACAUGCAUUAUUCACACAAAAAAAUUACAGGGAUAAUGUUUGUUUGGGUUUAUAAAUUAACAAUUUCUGGUUUUAUUAAGUUGCCUUUAGAGAGAUUGAUUUGUGUGAAUGAGACUUAGUGGAAAUACUUUAAAUCCUACGUAACUUGACGUGAAUUAAAUUUGUUUUGAGGAUUAAUUGCAUAAUGCCAAGACAGAGGGGUUUUUUUAUGCCAAGUUAAAGCAGGGUGUUACUGGUAUGUACAGUGAAGCUCUUGAAAGCAAAUUGAAAACUUACAGUGAGCAUUCAUAUAGAAAAUGUGAAGUGCUCUAACAAAUUUGCUCCAGGGUGAAACUUUUGCUAUUUCUCUGCUUUGCCAUCAGCAGGGCAAAAUCGUUUCUGCUUAUUCUGGUGGUGUCUUGUACCUAUCUCACAAACUUCAUUAUUUAUGGGUAGCCCAAGUGACCCAGCCUACUGGUCAGAGCAAUGGAUAAACUUGAAGACUCCUGGCUUCUGACCACAGCUCUUCCAUUAGCUCCCUGAUUUCGGGCAAGUCACAAGAUCCUUCUAGACCUCUGUUUCCCCAGCUGCAAAGUAGGGGUGAUAAUAAUACUCUAGUAUAGCUACCUUGCAGGAGAGUUGUGAGGCUUACUUAAUAUCUGUCAGUGCUUCGCCAUCACUGGAUGAAAAGUGCUAUGUAAUGCUGAAGUUAAUCACUUUGAAACUAGUUUUUGCCCAACUGGCAAUUCCAUCAACUAAAAUAGCUGAAAAUAACAUUCUUGAAAGUUAAGGCUAGUAACAGUUCUGUUGCCUCAGUGAAGAUACACAGUUUUAGCAUUUUCAGAUGCAAACACAUUCUUUUGCACAGACUUAUAAAUCACCUUAGAGACAAGUUCUCUAAACAAAGAUGCUAAUCUGCCCAGACAAAUAAGAAUAAGUAAAAACACAGGCAGAUCUAAGGGUGGAUUUUCAAAGCCUGACCUCUAGUAUCAAUCUUGGUAUUUUGUUUCAAGCACAAAUAAUAUUGAAAAAGACUCAUAGUAAACCAGAUCUAUUUUUUUUCUUCCUAAGCACUUAGUAGUACAUUAGCAAAAAUGUUGCCUCGUGCUUCACAUCCAGCUAAAGGACAUGUAGAGAAAACCCUUUAGAUUAAGAUAAGGGAAAAUGUUAUUUUAUUUUAUCCCUGAAACCAAGACAUUGCUAUCAACCAUUUUUUUCUGUGUUGAAAUAAUUUCUAUCUAUCUUAAAAUAACCACUAAACCAGUGAAAUAGCACAUCUGUUGAUAUAGCUACAAACCACCAGGUUCUGAACAACGACCAAUUCAAAGACAUCUCUACAUGCAAACAUUGCUAUUUUAAUGUCAAAAAAAUAUUUAUCAGUAUUCAACACUGUAUGGCAAUGCCUUUCGCUUAUGAAUUUCUAGCUUGUCCUUUAAAAUAAGGUUCCUAAAAAUACACAAAUGACUUUAAAACUAUUAAUUCCUGUAGGUAUAGAAUAAUAAUUCUUAAAAGCAUCAUUAUGAGAGCUCAGUAUUUAUAUCAGUGAUACUUUCCUAGGCAGCAAAGUAUUUAAGUAUUAUUUAGCAUAUUUGACUUAACAAGAAUAUAUUUUUCCCAUGCAGUUAUGUAGGAAAAAAGCAGAUAAAGAACAAAACACACAGGAAAGCAAUAAGUGACACUGCCAUAGUUCGUACUGCAUAAGCCAGAACCACAAAUUUAUCCGGGGUGGUAUAUAGCUGCGAUCAGGCCUCUGGUACCCCCUGGCUGGAAGCAGCCUGCUUGCCUUGCAUCCCUGCCAAAAGCAGGGUGGGGAGGGACAGUGCCCAGCAGUCCCUGCGGAGCAGCCUCAAGUUUUCUAUUCUCGCUGUACAGGGCUGAAACGUUGUCUCCGGCAGGAGCCGGCACCUGGGGAAGGUGGCAAGCUUGCACAAGGGGACUGUUCCUCUCUCCUUCCCCGUGUGACGUUUGUAGCAUCCAGCCUUGGGCACUUGCUUCAUGCUCGGCUGUAGAUAGUUUGUGGGUUACUGGAAAAACGUACCCUCAGAAGUAAUGCACAAUAGCUUAUGACCAUGGGCUUUUGGUUAAUGGCACAGAAGGGAAAAUUCUGAAUUUUAGUUUCAAAAUAGAUUUUAAAGCAAAUUCCUUCUCUUCCGCCUGCUAAGGUAAUUCACCCAUAGAUAUAACUCGCUCUCUCCAAAUUGGAAAAGCCUUUGAAAUUCCACUUUUUUUUUUUUUUACCAGAAAGAUGAGUUAAUUUCCCUCUUAGAUUUUUCUGAACGCUUUCUGAUGUCAUUUUUAACCAGCUCUGCAUUUAAAACAUCAGCUAGUAACCUUUAAGGCCUUUUGAGACAGUCUCAGCAGAAGUGAGGCAAGCAUCAGUAAAAAGAGUUUUAAAUGAAUGCAGGCCUCCCUCAACUGAGUGUUCUUUAGGGGCGUACUGAGACAAAUUUGGCUCUGUGCAUUUAUUUGGCAAGCUGUACUUUUAACCUCAGGUGCCUGCUGUUGCCUGCCUACCAAUCCAGCCAGCACACUUUUUUUCCCUUCCCCCCGCUUUGGAGAUUUUUUUAAACCUUCAGUUAUUUCUUAUUAAAAAAAACCCAACACUAAGCACAAUUUGUGUCCUGAAUCGGUCAGAACAUUUCACAUGGGAUUUGUCCUUGGCAUCGGCGCUGCUCUGGAGAGAAGUACCAGUGAUUUGAAAUGUGUGGUAGAGUCUUUUAGCUGCUUUAACUUGAUGCAGUUCCAAUGAAGUUGUUACAAAUACUUCAUUCAAUGGCAAUGAAGAAAAAUCCCUGGACUUCAAAGAAUGGCCCCAUUUUAGCCAGUUUCUACUGCUGCUACCACAGAUGUAAAAUUAUGCCACACAAGCAAAGUUUGAGGCCUUUUUGUCUCAAAAUUGCUUUUUUAAUUUCAGAUAAAUACACAAGAGUAUAUAUUAUUUCUGAAAAUAGGUGUAUUUUGAGGUUCCCCAUUAUAUGGGACUUAGUUUGUAAACUAAAAAUGUGAAGUUACGUACGUCUGAGAGAAGCCUUAUACCAAGAAGUAUUAUCUACAUUAUACCUUUUUGUAUACCGUGAGAUUUAGAUUAUACAUGGGUUGCACACCUGUGACGCUCUAGCAGUUACUCCAAAAACAAAGCUACUUCAAACAUUAAAAGCCGAGAGCUUUUGGGAAUGCCAGACUUCCUAAACGAGUUCUUUGUCCUGCAGUCACGUAGACUAUUUUUUCCCCAGUAUGGACCCUAAGAGUUGUCCACUGAACAGUAUGCAAUAAAUCAUCGUUUGUUUUUCAAGUUAAGUGAAUUGACAUACAUUUUCCACUUGCCUUUGCCAACAUAUUUUAAACUGUGAUGGAACUACACCCAUACACAAAUCAUUAAGCUAUCACUCCACUCCCAUUGGGCUUCCACACAUCUCCCUUUCCUAUCUGCAAAACCACUGCUGUCCAUUCAGUUUGCUACAUCGCUGAAGUGCUCAGAGGGCUGGUUGAGAUCUUAGAUAUAGGGCUGAUGGUUUGUGUUUCUAGGAUGAAUUUCAAAGGGACAAUCGUGUGCAGUUACUAGCUAUAGUUGAUUGAUAUAAAUGUUUACCCCUGUAUGAAGUAUUUUACAGUUUUACUUGCUGAUGUGUAUUUAUCUUGAGUUAUACUUGACAUAGAGUUUCUUUCAAUUUUUUUUAAUACUAUGUGUGUAUUUUGGAAACCUUUUUAGAUGUUAAAAUUUUUGAAUGGUUACAAAUAUUUCUUGUAAUACUGAAUUGUUAUCUGGGAACUCUUUGCAGUAACUUUUUUGUAUAUAUUUGAGGGCCUUUUUAAAAAAGUAUUGUUUGUUUUUUGGGGAAAAGUUUUUACAAUUUGGAAGCUUUCAGAAGGGCCUUUCUCUCAACUAGGAUACUAAUAGGUAAGAGUUUUCUUAAGUAUUUUGCAGAACUAAGGAUGUAUCCUCAAGAAAAUAUUUAUGGAAGUAAUUUACUUUUUUUUUUUUUUUACAAUGCUUUUGUCUGUAUAAAGUAUGCAACAGAACUACGUUAAGAAGGAAAUAUUGUCUACAUAAAAUAUUAUAUGAAAGUUGGUACAUAAUUCUGACAAAAAAAACCUUGCAAUUCUUUAAGCCAUAUUGUUUUUGUUAUCCUUGGAUGAAAAUAUCAGUAUUAAGUAACCAAUAUAUUAUUCAAGUGCUUAGACUUAUAUGGAAAUGCUUAUAUGGUUUAUUUAUGUGUAUUUGAGGAAGGAUUGCUAGGAAAAGCUAUCACUAGACAUAUAGCAAGUGAGGAGCAAAUAACAGUAAACUGUGUCACUUUAUGGCCUCAUGAGAGACACAGAAAAUGCUGAAAGCACCAUAGAGACUCGGCUUUCAGAAACUCCGAAGCACAAGCAUUGGGUUUCAAAUGGUGGUUCUUUCCUUUCCUGUGAGCAGAGGGGAAGAGAGCUGUUUGGGACACUGUCUGACAACUUGACUUUCACACCUCCUCGCAGACUGUGAGCUCAGCUAUGCAGUAUCAGCUACAGCAAUAAUAUCAAUCAAAAGAUGCAAGAGAAAAGGAUUGAAGUAGAUUAUUUUAGGGAGUUACAUUUAUUUUAAUUAGAACUCAUAGCAAUAUAGAAUAUGCAUGUGCACGUAUUUGAAGCAUUUUUACACUUUACAUUUCAUGUAGUUUGAUUAUAUUAUGAAGGACUGGGUUUUUAGUUUGAUAUUUUACCAUGAUAAAAUGGGAGGUCUGUCCAACCCUGUACUGAAUUCUUGUUUCCUUUAAAAGGUUAUUUAGUACAGCACUCACUGCCUUGUGUACUAGUGCUAAAACUAACACUGUAUCUUAUUAAUUUCUUCAGCUGUAGAAAGAUUAACCUAAUUAUUAUUACAUUUGUUUAGCUGUACUCACUGACCUUGUCAGAUUCAGUUGACAAUUUGUAUAAUUUCUUUUUCUGUAACUGUUAAUAAACUUGUACAGCUAAAAGAAACAAACAAAACCUAUGGACAAAGGCCUCAGAGGUACCAGUUCUGCUUCAGCAAUCAAGAUGACAGCCUGCUCGUCUGGUGACUGUGUUGCUAAAAAGACUGUAAAACCUCUGUUGUGGAUUGUCCAUAAAAUGGCAUUCCGACAUGUGCCUUAUUUGCUGGAUAGUAUACAGUUUUCCUCUAGUAUUCUAGCAUUUUAAUGCUGUAUUAAAGUACUGCAAA